Limulus polyphemus (Atlantic horseshoe crab) is the source of this 4891-nucleotide messenger RNA. RefSeq names its product AN1-type zinc finger protein 2A-like. The transcript has 11 exons. Gene Ontology annotation, biological process: protein targeting to ER; proteasome-mediated ubiquitin-dependent protein catabolic process. Gene Ontology annotation, cellular component: endoplasmic reticulum; cytoplasm. The record is from RefSeq and is a predicted model, not a curated record. Bases 597 to 1358 code for a protein of 253 amino acids. NCBI's taxonomy places the organism in Eukaryota, Metazoa, Arthropoda, Merostomata, Xiphosura, Limulidae. Gene Ontology annotation, molecular function: zinc ion binding.
AUAAUCUCCCAAUCUGUUACUUUUAUGUGUAUUUCCUUUUUUCUGCAAAAAAUUCUGAGUGAACAUAUCUAAAUGGAAUAUACCCGAGUAAGAUGGUAUUUUACAUAUUGCACGUUAAAGGUACGUAAAUACACCGGCAAGCUACCCGCUUAAAGAUGAUUGUGGAUAAAACACCAAACAUCACGCUCCCCAGGAAUUACGGCGUGUAAGAGUGCGACAACAUAUAACUAAGGCACUUUGAGAAUCUAAGCAACUUGACAAGUUGUCCAACUUUUGCUUGAGGGGACGUUUAAUCAGCUUCAUAAAAACAGCCUGUCGAGUUAAGCUUAUUGUUUGAAGUUAAGCACAAAGCUACACAAUGGGCUAUCUGGGCUCUGCCCACCACGGUUCUCUGAAUUUACCCAUUUCGGAUUCAGAAAAGCUGGGCUGGAGGAUGAAAGACAAAUGUUAGGACUAUUGGGUUCCAGUUUCUCCAGCCUUGGACAUUCAAAGUUUCAUACCAUAUAUAUAUGUGAAUAGCGUUUUAGAAAAACCUGUUUCUCAUCGCCCAGCUUUUUGGGCAGUGAUUUGUGGGAGACAAAAGAUAUUUCCUGCCAAUGAAGUGUGAUGCAUGUAGUAAGAUAUUUUGUAAAGACCAUUUUCCUUAUGGUCAGCAUAAUUGUGAAAAAGCAUACCAGAAGGAUGUUCAAGUUCCUGUCUGUCCACUGUGUAAUAAGCCAGUCUCAGUGAAACGUGGAGAGCCACCAGACAUUACAGUUGGAGAACAUAUUGAUAGGGACUGCUUGUCUGAUCCUGCUGCUAAAAGAAAAAUCUAUACAAAUCGGUGUUCUCUUAAAGGUUGUAAACAAAAGGAGCUUAUUCCUGUAAUCUGUAGUCAAUGUAAGCAAAACUUUUGUUUGAAACAUCGCCAUCCAGCAGAUCAUAAAUGUGAAGGGUUUCAAAGGACCAGUCAUAUUAUAUCACCAACAGAUAUUUCCCCUAGGGCAGCUGGUGUAGCUCGGACUCAGAACAAACUGACAUCAACUAAUGCUCUCUCAGCCUGGACGAGUCCCACAACAUCUAGUGGUCUUUAUACUCCUGUGCCUUCACGUAGUAAAACCAAUGAGACACUUGUCACUGCCAUUCACAUUCAGGGUAAUCUGAAUGAAGAUGAAGCCUUAGCACUUGCUCUGCAAAAUUCAUUGUCCAAUUCUUUAGAGACUUCACCUUCACAAACUCCUCCUAAUAUUUCAAGGAGUCCAGUAUCUCAGGAAGAGGCAGAUCGGCAGUUGGCCUUAGCUUUAACAGAAAGUGAAAGAAAUCAUCAAGAAGGACAAAGGCACCGAAGGAGCAGCAGCUACCUCUGUAACAUUACAUAGCAUUCCGAAGCUUCAAGUAUUUUAUGCUGGAUAAGAAAAGGAAAGCAUAAAAUUUGACCUUUUUAAUAUUAUUAUGAUACAAAUUUAUUAGUUUAUUUAUAUAUACGUAUUUUUUUCAUAUUAUUUUUUACUCAUAUUUAUUUCAUCAUGAAAAUCAUCCACUGAGUAAUCAAAAAUAUUCUAAUGAUUUUUAAUACUAUAUUGAACUUAAGAUUUGUGAAGCUUUGCCCAAGAGCAUAGAGUUUUUACAAGCAAACAAGUUGCUUUACUCUUUCAUAUACUUCAUAUUCUGUCAUGUUAUAAGUUUUUGUCAGAGACAAAAAAAAACUUUGCUGUUUAUCAGCAUGCAAGAAAAUAAAGACCAUAUCUAUGGUCAGUAAGUAUUUAUGUCAUUGUUUAUUAAACAACCUGUAAAAAGCAAAAUUGUGUGUUUAUGUGAAUUAAGACAAAUCUUGUUUCAGUAUGUUGAAGAAAGGGAGCUUCUGCCUGAAUAUUUAAAUUUAACUUGGUUAUUGUUUGUAAGUAUCUUUACUUAAAUAAACAGGACUCAGUUUUUUAAUUGGUGAUCAAUGACUUAAGUAACUUCAAUAACUAAUAAAACUUGCUUUCACUGAUUUCUGUCUGGGGGGUCUUAUAAAAGUUCACUUCUUUCUGGGAUUGUAAAACAAAGUUGGAAUGGCAUGUCAAUAUCCCAAUGACAUCUAUCAAAUAUCAUGUAGUUAAUUUUUUUAUACAGAAACUAUGUUUACUGUUUUAAGUUCUUUUAUUGAAAUAUUAUUUGUAUUAGAAAUCAUAAUUUAAAUGUUUUGACUGUGAUACUUUCAGAUCUCUGUUUGAAUUAUAACCUAAGGAGUUUGACAUCUUUCUGGUGUCAUACAGUGAACAAAUUUACUUAUUUCAAAGGUUAUAUAGUAACAAGUUAGAGUUCUUCCAAAAAUUGUGUAGUAAAAAGUUUGUAAUUUUUUCACAGAUUAUAUAGUAUACAAUUUAAUUCCUGUCAGCAGUUAUAUAGAAAAGUAUUUAUUACUAUCCAGAAAACAAUCUGGCUUACAAUUACAAGAAAAAAUUAUAUAUAAAUUUAAAUUACAAUGAUUAACUUAGAAGUAAUUACUGGUCUCUCGGCAAGCCUUUAAAAACCUUAUUUUUUUUCAGAAACAACUCUUUUUAAAACAUGUAUAAUUGCUCAAAGAUCUUGUAAUAGCUCAUAACAGCAUGAUGUUUUUUAUUCCUCAGCCUGUAAAAAAUUUAUAUUUACAGAAAGAAGAUUUGUUUGGUUUUUAUUUAACAUAUAAAAUUUAGUUCUUAAUUUUAGCUGUCAUACAUGUGCCCUAAAACAGACAAUAAUUGUCGCCAAUGGCUCAUGAACAUUCUCAGUUUCCAGAUAAUAGAGAUUAUCAAUUAUGAAGUAGAAGGUUGGAAACAGCUAUGUUUGAAAUACAUUAGGACUUAAUCUGUUAUAAUAUAGCACCUUUGCAAGAGAGAUUUUGCUAUAAAUAACAUACAUGUAUUAAAGUCACUUUCAGCUUGUAAUUUGUAAAAUUUAGCUUUUAUUUUAAAGACUGGCAGAAGCAGACACUGCUGGGAGGCACGUAAUUAUAUCUUUAAUAUUAAGAUUACUUUUAAGAUCAAAUUGCUUAACCAUCUGGUAGAUGGGGAUGGAAAAAUCCAUAAUAAUCAAAGUCUAAUGUUAGUGGAAAUGAUGGAUUUUUCAGUCUGUUUCUGUUGUAUAGUAUAUAUAAAUCAAUCACGAGAUACAUAGGGUCUGUGGGGAAUUCUGUCCACUUACAAACUCCAGUUUUUCAUGACUGAUAUAUAUGUCAUUAUUUGCCAAAUGUUUAAUGAAAUAAGUUUACAUACCUUACAGUUUCUGACAAUAAACCUUUAACUCUGGUUUCUGAUUACAAUAGAUAUUUAAUUAGGGAUUUAUAUUUGUACAAGUAAUUGUAAAAAUGUUCUGUUUCUCUCUCAUCAACUAAAAUAGACUCUUAUCAUACAAAACUAAACUUCUUUACUGCAAAAACAAUGGGAUUAAGAUCUGUGGCAGCUUUUAUAAAUGUUCCUCCACCUAAUGGUGAUUUUGAAAAACAAUCAACUAGUUAGUAAUUAUUUGACAUAGAGAUAUGUGUACCCAACUAAAUAAUAUUUUUGAUUUAUUCUCUUUCUCAUGUAAACUACACUUGAUUUAAACUUUAUCAGUUUGUAUUACAUUCUUGGCUUCUGGUUAGUUCUACGUAUUAAACUACUAAUACUACUAUUGUAUGGAAAUAUAUUUAAGAGUUGAGUAGUUUUCAAAACUAAUGAUAUUAUCAAAUUAAUAAUGCACUUAAUACAGCCAGAUCAGGUCUUGUGCAAUAUACAUUUUUGAAUAGUUAAAGUGAGACUCAUACCUUAGAAAAAUAGCUGGGCCUGGAUGGUACCAUAUUAAUAAGUUUUAAGCUUUGCAGCAUGAAUAUUUAAGAAAACUACUUUCAGGAGCAUACAGUAAGAAAAAUAAUUUUCUGACUCAAACACAUGUUUCAACAAAUACUUUUGGACUUAUAAAUAUUUUUAAUGUUUAACUAAACAGUUAAUUAAAAUUAUGAAUAUUUGGUCUUGAUCUUUAAUGCUUAGGAAGAUUUGGUAUUUACAGUGAAAAAAUUAAGUUCAAGUAAAAAGUACGUUGCUUCAAAUUUGACUUAACAUAGACAAUCUUACAGAAAUUUUCUUUCACAUUUAACUAGUGACAAAUAAAUCAAUAUUUUAGUGUCACAACUGCCAGUCACUGAUAAAAAUAAUAUAUUCAAAUAUAAUGUAUUUUGCACAAGAAGGCAAUAAACAGAAAGUUGUAUGACAUAAUAAAAAUGUACUCCACAGUUUCUUUUCCACUUCCUUUUCUUACUUUGUCUUAUUCUCUUUACAAUAUUUAAACUAGUUUGUAACAGUUGAAAACAGAGGUUUGAGUACAUUUUAUUGAAACAAUUUUGGAGCCUUCAUUACAGUCCAUCUCGUCACUUUUAGUCAUGCUCUGUCUGAUGACAUUGCAUCUUUAUAAUAGGCCUGCUACAUAGUUUCCAUUGCUAAAAGCUCUGUCAUAAGGCUGUCAUGUUUAAAGCCUAUCACUCCUCCCAAUAGGCUUUCUAUAAUUAGUUUAGUGUAUGAAGGCAAUGGUUUUGCAGCACCUACUUCAACAGUCCGAUCGCCCCAAUCUAUAGGCAUUGCAUCCAACAACUUGACUGGUAUAUCUUCGUAUAGAACAGCACGAAUACCCAUUUCAUUCUCCAUUUGCUUGAUGUAUGCAACAGUUGAACAGGAGGUGUGACCAGAAGCCUUAUCUUGGUAAACCCAUACACUGUUGGCCUCAUUUAUUUGUGUUUGUGAAUACUUACCUGUUACGAACACCACACUUUGCUCACCAUGGUUGUAGUAGAAUAUUUUACAGACUUCGUUUUUAUUUUAAUGGUCCUAGUUCCAUAAAUUGAUCCAUAUUCCUUUGUUUUCCAGUGCCAUUAAAUAUAAUGGCUAUCCCCGUUUUGAAAAUGCUAAAUCCCUGAUUU